AUGUGCACAUAUAACCAAUAUUCCAAAAACGAAUUCCAUGUUUUCAAUGAUGUCGAAUCUGACGAAGCAGAGAGCAGUGCAUCAGAGGAAGAAGUCAGACCUGCCAAUAAGCCAAAGAAUUCUAUAGCUAAAGCAUACUCAAUAGAAUCAUCAUCCUCAGAGAAAGAUUCGGAUUCUGAUGAGGAGCCACCGCCGAGUCCUCCUCGUCGAAGAGUUUCUCUACCUAUUCCUAUGCGUGCCAAUCUCCUUGUCCCGGAUCUUACUUGUCCCAUUGAUCAUCUUCGUCCACAACAUAUCUACGGUUACAUCAACACCGCUCUCAAAGCUUUGGGCUAUCUUGGAGUUUAUACUUUCGAUCUCUUUGUCCAAUCCAAGGCACUUGAUGGAGGAGCCAUCGAUAUGCUUCGAAGAUCCGGUGUUGAGGUUCAUAUCUCACAACCGCCUACGAAGACCAAGAAGAAAUCAAAUGCAAACCACAAAGGUUUUCCCGAUUAUGAAUUGGGGAAGGCUAUGCACUCAUGGGCAUUGGAGCGUAAUCCAAGCCCGGUGCUCCUAAUCUCUUCAGAUUCUCGUCUUCGCACCGACGUCUCACAUAUCAAAAGUCUCAGGUUUGAGAUAAUCUUAUUUCACACCAAAAAGGCUCCCAAAGAUCUCAAGGACUUAUGUACAAAAUAUGCACUAUGGUUUAAUGGUGUGGCAGAACUGACUUAGGAAUGAAUCUGACGAAGGAGAGAGCAGUGCAUCACGAAGAAGUCAGACCUGCCUAAAAGCUAAAAAAAUAAAUAUUCCAAGUUGGUAAUCAGAUCCUUUAUCAUCAAAAGUAAGAUAAUUAAAGAACUUUUUGUAGCUUCAUGUGCUACUAGUUCUUAAUCUUUUUUUUUUUUUUGUCAACGGCUAGUUCUUAAUCUAAGUUACAAUAAUAAUUUACAUUACUCUUUAGAAAAAUUUGAUCUUAAAUUUUUAAUUUUAAUACAGAAUUUAUAAUAAGUUUGUUAGGUAGCAUUGUCUCUGUCAAUAUCAAAUAUAAAAACUU
Messenger RNA from Arabidopsis lyrata subsp. lyrata, 1033 nucleotides. RefSeq lists its product as uncharacterized. Gene Ontology annotation, molecular function: RNA nuclease activity. Lineage: Eukaryota; Viridiplantae; Streptophyta; Magnoliopsida; Brassicales; Brassicaceae. The coding region runs from base 1 to 711 and encodes 236 amino acids. The record is from RefSeq and is a predicted model, not a curated record. The transcript has 5 exons.